CGCAUACGUGGUCAGAGUUCGUCAGUCUCGAUCGGUCUUCGAGUAAAAGAAGAUUUAUUCGUACGCGAUAGGAGCGUUCAAUCCAAAUUUGAUCAUUCGAAAGAAUGUGAAGAAAACGACAUUUUUCGAAAAAUAAGAGAAAGAAAAAGGAGACUAUGGCAAACUCUUCAUCGAUAAACACCAGCUUCGAUGACGCUGAAGAAAUCGGAGCUUUUAAACAUUUCUCUCGAUCGACUACCAUAUUUGCUGCCAUUUGCGCGAUAAUCUUCAGUAUUGUUGGUAUAAUAGGUAAUUUGGUGACAGUAAUCGCGCUACUGAAGUACACCAGACUAAGACGACACGCUACAACGGCAUUCGUGAUAAGUCUUAGCGUCUCUGAUCUAAUUUUCUCAGCUGUUAAUUUACCAUUGACGGCUAGCAGAUAUUUAAACGAAGCUUGGAUCCUUGGCGAUGCUCUUUGCCAGAUCUUCCCACUUUUCUUUUAUGGAAAUGUUGCUGUCUCGUUGCUGAGUAUGGUAGCGAUUACAAUCAACAGAUACGUACUCAUAUCAAGAUCGGAUAUCUAUGCUGCAAUAUACACUACUAGGGGUAUUGUAUUGAUGUUAAUCGCCAUAUGGACCCUUAGUUUCUCCCUUUUGAUACCCCCUUUGGUAGGCAUCUGGGGUAAACUCGGAUUAGAUCCAACGACCUUCUCUUGUACGAUUUUGAAGAAAAACGAUUCUAGUCCAAAAAAGGUGCUUUUUGUCAUAGGCUUUAUCGUACCCUGCGUAGUUAUCAGCGUUUCUUAUUUUUGUAUUUACUGGCGCGUAAGAAAGAGUCGAAAGAAUUUGGAAGCUCAUGCUCCGGGAGGAAGAAGAAAAGCCGGUGGUGGAUUUCAAAGGAGAGAAGACUCCAGAGUUACCAGACUUAUGUUAAUUAUAUUUUUGUGUUUUUUAACUUGUUUCAUGCCGCUUAUGUUAGUCAACGUAAUCGACGAAAAAAUUAGCAUUCCAACGUUGCACGUGAUUGGUUCCAUAUUAGCUUGGGCAUCUUCUGUUAUAAAUCCUUUUAUUUACGCUGGUACCAACAAAUUAUAUAGAGAAGCUUACAAACAAAUCUUAUGUCCCGGCUCGAACAAAGUACCAACGACUAGCCCGAAACCAACACACUCGCACUCGAGUAAAAUCUCGUCACCCCCGUUAACGUGACUAACGUAAAUUCGAAUCUGUACAUUUGAAUUAAAUUCAAUCAUUCAUUAUGUCAUAUAUUAUUUUUAUAAUUUUUUGAAAUUAUAAUAAUUUAAGUUAUUACGAAGAUAUUGUGUUCUUAAUAGUUGGAUAUAUCAGCGCGAUCUUGUAAACAUAUCUUUUAUAUUUAAAUCAAAAUAAUUUAAAUA
Messenger RNA from Polistes canadensis, 1375 nucleotides. RefSeq names its product protein trapped in endoderm-1 (gene Tre1). The record is from RefSeq and is a predicted model, not a curated record. Gene Ontology annotation, biological process: G protein-coupled receptor signaling pathway. The coding region runs from base 156 to 1187 and encodes 343 amino acids. Gene Ontology annotation, cellular component: membrane. NCBI's taxonomy places the organism in Eukaryota, Metazoa, Arthropoda, Insecta, Hymenoptera, Vespidae. Gene Ontology annotation, molecular function: G protein-coupled receptor activity. The transcript has 4 exons.